AUGUCCAACACCCAAAGGCCGCCAGGCCUCCCCAGGCUCGGCGACAAAUGGCUCGAGUUCGUGGGUGAAGGCGCCGCCAACACGGUCUGGGCCCUCCAUUUCAUCGACGACAACGGCGGCGACGCCUACACCCAAGAUCUCCGCCAAUUGUGUGACGGCUUCCUCCUGCGCAUCCAGAAACACACCAAGGGCGGUGACAGCGCCAUCUCCGCCGCAGACCAGCUCGCCUACGUCCAAGAGACCAUCCUGCCGGCCUUCAACAACGACGCCUCGCUCAUCGUCCGGCAGAAGCUCAUCCAGGUGACCCAGCCCCUGAUAGACGAGUGCAACGCCCCCCCCCGCCGGCCAUGGACGACAACAGCCAGCCGCGCCGUGACGAGCCUUCCUCCGCCUCAUCGUCGUCGUUGCCACUGCCGCAUCCCCACCUGCCGCGACGUGCCGCCAAAUUCAUCGGCUCCCGCGUCGGCCCCGCGGGUGCCCACAUGCUGA
Messenger RNA from Verticillium alfalfae VaMs.102, 489 nucleotides. RefSeq lists its product with no specific name. The coding region runs from base 1 to 489 and encodes 162 amino acids. Gene Ontology annotation, molecular function: inositol-1,3,4,5,6-pentakisphosphate 2-kinase activity; ATP binding. The record is from RefSeq and is a predicted model, not a curated record. NCBI's taxonomy places the organism in Eukaryota, Fungi, Ascomycota, Sordariomycetes, Glomerellales, Plectosphaerellaceae. The transcript is spliced from 2 exons.